AUGGGCUGGUUAAAGCGUACUUCUCAUCCCACUGUCAACCACGCUACCUCGGAAGAUAUCCCGAAGCCCACAUCCGCCCACAUCGAGCACAUACCCAGCGGUACAGCGCCAUUACCAAGAUACCCCGCCGCGCCGCUCUCGACUCCUGAUGCCGCACUUCAAUUUAUACCCGCCGAAGAAAUUGCAAAACGGACAUCCGCGGAAAGCGGAGGUCUCUUAAUCGUCGUCGAUGACAUCGUCUACGAUUGCACACAGUUCUUAUCGGAGCAUCCGGGCGGGGAGCAAGUCAUCCGCUCAUUCGCUGGGACGGAUUGCAGCUGGCAGUUCUGGCGCUUUCAUGGAAAAAAGGAAAUGCAGGAGUUUGGAAGGCCGCUGAGAGUCGCCAGGACGGCGGGCGCGAAGAACAGGUUUAAAGAGCCGCCAAGAUAUAUUGGUUUGAGGCGGCUGGGGGAUGAGUGGGAUUGA
Molecule: messenger RNA, 465 nt
Organism: Amorphotheca resinae ATCC 22711
Lineage: Eukaryota; Fungi; Ascomycota; Leotiomycetes; Helotiales; Amorphothecaceae
Exons: 2
Coding region: 1-465 (154 amino acids)
Cellular component (GO): intracellular membrane-bounded organelle; membrane
Molecular function (GO): heme binding
Source: RefSeq, a predicted model, not a curated record